AUGUCUGAUUGUCUUCCUGAGAUUGUUAAAAAAGUAACAUUACCAUCAAUUAAAGAUUGUAUCAGCCCUGAUGCUUUCAAAAAUCUACCCCCAAGACAAAAAUUUAUCCGUAGAUUAACAGAUCCAUCAAACUACUGUUAUUCAAGAAAAAGACUCGCUAUCUCAAAUUCGAACGGUGAUCCAUCUUAUAUCUUUGAUGAUUCUUGGUCACUCAAUACUCUCCGAACUGAUUAUGUCCAAGUUAAUGCAUAUCCAAACUACAACAAUGGUUUUCUUGUUCAACCAAAUUUCUAUGAUUUGAGUACCCAACAAACUCAAUCAAAUGUAUCGCAAACCGUUCAAACCCACUCAAAUUUCCAUAUGAAUACCCUGCAAACCCAUCCAAAUGUAUCGCAAACUGGAUACCAACCAACCCCAGAAUAUCUAACUGCAAUAAGGAUGCAACAAUUUCAUCAAUUUCAUAUCUGGAAUCUAGAAAGACAACAGUUAAAUCAACUACAACAGAUUGGACAACAGUCUCUACAACAACAACAACAACAACUACAAAUACAACCACAAUACUCACAAUACUCACAAUACCUACAAUACCUACAAUACCUGCAAUACCUACAAUACCUAAAAUACCUACAAUUACCACCAGUACAAUUUCAACAACAACAAAUUCAAUCGACAAAAACAUAG
Molecule: messenger RNA, 681 nt
Organism: Dictyostelium purpureum
Lineage: Eukaryota; Evosea; Eumycetozoa; Dictyosteliales; Dictyosteliaceae
Exons: 2
Coding region: 1-681 (226 amino acids)
Source: RefSeq, a predicted model, not a curated record